GCAUCACAUCGCCGUCUCCGUAAUGGCGUUGCGACAUUAAGAGCUUUUGAUUUAAAUCGGAAGUUAAACUCAUUAAAGCACCGCGGCUCUGCCUGUUUAUCAUGCUUCGUGAUACGCUGAAGACCUGCGGUUUACGAGGUGUACAUCACUGCCUGGUGGCCUGACUCCUGGAAGAGGAUGAGAUUCAACAUUAAGGCACUAGCAUCUCUAUCCCAGGGACCUCCGGCAAACUUUGAUAAAGAAGGAAAACUUUGGGUGCACAGGAUCCCCCCUGGCAUUCCUCAGAAGCCAGAGCGCAGAGAGCGAUGGUGCCGGCUGACAGGGAACCUGCUCUUCCUGAUGCAGAGCCCCAGCCAGCGGUCUGAUCCAGUGGAGGUUAUCGUCCUGGAACGAUGUCACGUCGUGGAGAGUGGAGAUAACCAUUCUGCAUUACGCAUCAAGUUCGAAAGCGGGGAGACGGAUCUCUGUCUGGAAGCCGGCACGGCAUCAGCCUUGCAGUCCUGGAUUACGGUGCUGCGGGAAGCGAACUCUGAAAGCUUGCGGGAGAAGAUCCUGCACCUGCAGCGACUCCUGAUGGCGAUGACUGCGAGCGUGGAGGCUGACAGCCCCAAGGCGGGCGGAGCCAGAGCAGACGCCAUUCUGGUUCCUGAGCUACCAUUGGUGGAAUUCAGCCUCGCAUGUCAGGCCCUGGCCAGCCCGGCACGGGACAGGAAGCCUAACAGCAUGUUGCAGAUCUCGGUGGUAAACACGCUAGAGCGCAGCCUGGCCGCCUACUCCUGCACAGAGAUUGUCGAGGGAACCAGGGACCCACUCUUCCUGACGGGGGUGACCUUCCCUCCAGACUAUCCGCUCUGUGAGGAGACGGUGCUGAAGCUGACGGUCUACGACGUGAGAGACCGCUCCGCAGAGAGCAGGAGUUUCCUGGGCUUUGCCUCCUUCUCAGUGGGAGACUUACUGAAGGAGCAUCAGCUAACACUGAGCCUCAGGACCUCAGAUGGCACCAGCGCUGUGGGGGCAGUGGUUGUGAGCCGCCUGAGUAUGGGGGAGGCGCAGAAUGGAGAGACCGAGCAGGUCACCGCCGCGGACGCCACGGGACAAAAGCACACGGUGGUCUGCGACCCGCCAGAGGGGUCCCUGCGAGGCGGAGACAGCGGCCCGCUGACGAGUGCAGUGUUCAGGAACCCCGUAUGUAAAGUGUACAGGUUUCAGACCACGGACAGCAAAUGGAUGCUGGUGCGGGAGAAGAUGGCGGAGUGUACCCUGUCCUUCCACAUCCCGAAACAACUCCUCAAGCUGUACAUACAGGAGGACAUGACCAGGAUACAGGAGCUACAGGGACUGGGAGAGCUCUCCCCGCACUGGGACAACCUGCGCAAGGAGCUGAUGGGCCACCUGGGCCAGGCCAUCCGCAGCUACCAGGAGGUCCUGACGGAGCUCAGCAAGAUGGGAGGAACUUCAUUCAAGCCCAGCUGCUGUAAGGCUGAGAAAUACCUGGAGUUCAUCCCCAUAAACCUGCACACGCAGAGGAUGCAGGUUACCAGCCCGAAACAAACAGAGACGGCGUAUGACAUCAUCACGGUGGGCGCCCCGGCUGCACAUUCCCUGGGCUUUAAGAACGGGGGUCUCCGCAGACAGCUGGGCAGGUUUGAAGCUGAGAAGAAGAGCUUCAGCACCACGUACCAGUGCAUCUACUUCUCCCCUGAGGACACAGCCAAGGCUCGGGGGGUCCUGGCCAGCAUCAGUCAGCUACAGCCCCUGAUCUCCAGCCUGGCUGACCAGCUGAUGCAGGCUGCCCGACAGCGAUCUGCAGAGAGCCUAAAGGAAACUCUCAAAACGCUCUGCGACACGACGGAGCGGUUCGUCCAUGCCAUGAAGGAGGAGUUGGUGAAGAGCGCCCACUUGGCACUGCACGCGGCACGACCCGACUACGUCAGCGACAGUGUGGGCACCAACGGCUCCCCCCCCAGGGAGGACGGACCUGCGCCGCUGAAGAGGCAGAACUCCGUCCCUCCCCGCGUGGACUACGAUGAGGAGGAAUGGGACAGAGUGUGGACAAAUGUGGCCAAGAGCCUGAACUGCAUCAUCGCCAUGGUAGACAGGCUGCAGGAGCUCGACAGCAACGAGCAGGAAGUGUCCCCGGAGCCCACGUUGGCGGAUGUCAUCACCUCACAUACACCAGAUGUAGAUGGUUGGCAAGAGAAAAUCUACCCCUUAGUGGUCACGUUAAAGGACUGCGUGAUGGAGGUUGUAGACCGAGCGAAGAAGUCCAUGACGUUCGUUCUCCUGCAGGAGGCAGCGUGUAGUCUCCCUCAGGGUCUGCUGCUGCGGCAGAGGAGGGACACGGUCUUCAGUCAAGCGCUCACUGCCCUCUCCUGUGGGUUCAUCAUGAGGCUUAAUGCUGGGAUGCAGGAUGAGGGCUUCUUGCAACAACUCCACCUGGUAGGAGUGCUGGCCCAGUUUGAGAGUCUGCUCAGCACAUACAGUGAGGAGAUCGGCAUGCUGGAGGACAUGGAGGUGGGGAUUGCAGAUCUGCACAGCGUGACAUUUAAAAUCACCGAGGCUAAAUCCAGCGACGCAGUGGAUCUGCAGCCUAAAGUGUGUGGCUGGAGGGAAUGUUACACCGUCGAGGUGCCGCUGCCGUGCCGUGUGUUCAGGCUCCUCCCUGCAGAGGUCAAGGGUCAGCCGCUGCACGUUUACCCGGUCCUGUUCAAUGUGGGGAUCAACCAGCAGCAGACACUGGCUGAGAGGUUCGGUGACGUAUCCUUACAGGAGAGGAUAAAUCAGAAAAAUUUUUAUCACUUGGAAAACUAUUACAAGUCCUUAAGCGAUAAGGUUCCAUUAAAAUGUCUGCCUCCUUUCCAGACCCAGACCAACCUGAAGGAGCUACUGGGAAGUCUCAGUCAGCACGUCGCAGCUCGCAAGAAAAAGAAUGUGGAAAUCCUGUGGCUGGCAGGAGCGAUCUGCAGGAGGCUCAAUGGCAUUCGGUUCACGAGCUGUAAAAGUGCCAAAGACCGGACGUCAAUGUCGGUCACGCUGGAGCAGUGCUCGCUUCUGAGGGACGAGCACCAGCUGGACAGCGAGAACUUCAGCCGGGCCCUGGACUGCAUGCGCAGAGAAGGAUGUCGAAUUGAGAACGUGCAAAAGAACAUUAAGUGCAGGAAGUAUGCGUUCAACGGCCUUCAGCUGAUGGCUUUCCCCAAGUGCUACAGACCUCCAGAUGGGACAUAUGGAAAAGCUGAAACCUGACAUGCAGACACACCCACUGAGAACAAAGGGACCGUUGCAAUUGCACAAGAGGCCGUAUUUUCUUCUUCAUUUCAUAUCUUCAUGUUUCAUAUAUUCACACUCCUCUGACAAAUGCUGAACGCCAAAUCUGAAGCAUCCCUUCAUUAAAUAUAUCAAGACAAGCGCCCUUUUUUAAUAUUGUAGUAUUGAAUUACUUGUUAGACUGAGUAUUAUAUGUAUUGUAGGUGUUGCUACACGUCUUCUGUAUAACUAUACUGUUGUGUACAUAAUGUGCUGUUUAUUGUGUACAUUUAAUACUUGGAGAAACUUGAAGUAAACAUCGGCAAUGCUGUUUA
Messenger RNA from Brienomyrus brachyistius, 3581 nucleotides. Its product is annotated as type II inositol 3,4-bisphosphate 4-phosphatase-like. Gene Ontology annotation, molecular function: phosphatidylinositol-3,4-bisphosphate 4-phosphatase activity. Gene Ontology annotation, cellular component: cytoplasm. NCBI's taxonomy places the organism in Eukaryota, Metazoa, Chordata, Actinopteri, Osteoglossiformes, Mormyridae. The transcript is spliced from 26 exons. Bases 178 to 3246 code for a protein of 1022 amino acids. The record is from RefSeq and is a predicted model, not a curated record.